This is a messenger RNA of Calliphora vicina (urban bluebottle blowfly), 8902 nucleotides long. RefSeq names its product nucleosome-remodeling factor subunit NURF301 E(bx) (gene E(bx)). Gene Ontology annotation, molecular function: RNA polymerase II cis-regulatory region sequence-specific DNA binding. Bases 483 to 8516 code for a protein of 2677 amino acids. Gene Ontology annotation, biological process: regulation of transcription by RNA polymerase II. The record is from RefSeq and is a predicted model, not a curated record. The transcript has 16 exons. NCBI's taxonomy places the organism in Eukaryota, Metazoa, Arthropoda, Insecta, Diptera, Calliphoridae. Gene Ontology annotation, cellular component: NURF complex.
CAACGUUUACACUGCAGCCAACAUUUAAAAUGCAAGUUUUGCUGAAUUCUGCGAAGAGUUGGAAGUGAAAAAUUUUUUCUCUUGUAGAAAAUUGCCAAAUAAAAAUAUAAAUAAAAGUUAAUACCGUCUCGCAAUAUCAUAAAAAUAAUAAAUGAUUUCUGCUUUUUCUGAAAUACACAAACGAUUUUAUAAAUUGACGCUUUACAGUACUAAAAAAUGCUAAAAUAUUUUCCAUGAUGGCGGACCUUCGUAAUGUGGAUUGGUUUGUCGCAAUAAGUGGCUUUAUAGUUUAAAUAUAAAAUAUAUAUAUUGGGAAAAAAAACUGAAAUUUUAUGAAUAAAAGAACUUCAAUGAGAUACAUUAACUUGACCAUAAAAUUGGUAAUUGUUAAAACGUUGGUAUAAACAAUCAAAAUUACAGAAAAAGUGAUUUCUUGUGUGGAAACAAAUUAAGGUAACGAACAUAUUUUGUUAAAUAAAAACAUGAGUGGCCGCGGAAGUCGUAAAAGGGGAAGACCUCCAAAAACUCCCAAUGAUCGUGUUGGUGCAAAAUUUAAUUAUCAAUUGCUGAAGAAACCGAAAUAUUUAAGCAAAACAAGCGAUUCACAAUUAAGCACACCUUCAGCCUCGCGAGCUUCAUCUCCACAGGAAAGUGAUGGAAGUAGAAACAACAGGAAAUCGUUAAGUAAAAGCAGAGGAAGAGGUCGCAAAUCGAAUACAAAUUCAUCGUACUCCAAUAGAAAAAAUUACGAAUCAGAAUACCAUUAUGGUUCAGAUUUUGGAGACUCAUCUGAGAAGAGCGAUGACGAUGAUAUUUUAAUGUCAAAUUCCGAGGAGGAAAGUGUUGAAGGUGGAAAUGAGAGUGAAUCAGAGUUUUCUGUAUGCAGCUUUACUCAACCUGGUGUCGGACGACCACAUCGGCCACCUAGCCCAGAUCCUAUUUGGCUACAGGAUAGAGAAUUUGAAUUUUUAGAACUUCCAGAAUCUUCACAAGAUUUAUUGAUAGAUAAUAAUCAUGUAUUAGGCGCAGUUAGCGUUUAUGAGGUUCUAAGAAGAUUUCGUCAUUUGGUACGUCUAUCGCCAUUUCGUUUUGAAGACUUUUGUGCAGCAUUAGUUUGCGACGAACAAAGUGCCCUUUUAACGGAUAUACAUAUAAUGCUUUUGAAAGCUAUACUACGAGAAGAAGACGUACAGGGAACACAUUUUAGUCCAUUAGAUCAAAAAGAUACUGUCAACAUUAGUCUCUAUCUUAUUGAUGCAAUUACAUGGCCAGAAGUAUUGAGAAGCUAUGUUGAAAGUGAUGUUUCCUUUGAUCGCGAUGUUUAUAAAAUCUUGUGUACGGGAGAGUAUCCGUACACGGGUGUUUUAGACCGUAUUCAAGUGUUACAAUUUUUGACUGACCAAUUUCUCACAACAAAUGCAAUCCGUGAUGUAAUGCUACAGGAGGGUCCCAUACACUAUGAUGAUCAUUGCCGUGUAUGUCAUAGAUUGGGUGACUUAUUGUGUUGUGAAACAUGCCCAGCAGUAUAUCAUUUGGAGUGUGUAGAACCUCCAAUGUUAGAUGUGCCAACCGAGGACUGGCAGUGCGGCAUUUGUAAAGCACAUAAAGUAAGUGGUGUGGUAGAUUGCGUUUUGCCGCAAGAGAAACAGGGAGUACUUAUACGACACGAUAGCUUGGGGUUGGAUAGACACGGUAGAAAGUUUUGGUUCAUUGCCCGAAGAAUAUUCGUUGAAGACCAAUCCGGUGAAAAUGUUUGGUAUUACAGUUCGAUAACAAAAUUUCAGUUAUUAUUAAAUUCACUUGAUGUUGACGAUCUAGAAUCUAGACUUUACUCGCAGAUUAUGGAGCUGAAAGAUGAAAUUUUGAGACAGCUUAAAAUAACGGAAACUCUUACAAACGAAUACAAGCACAAUAAAAAGUCGUAUAUUGAAAUUGAAAAUGAAUUAUUAGCUAAAGAUGAUAAGAUGAUAGGCGACAAAGAGGCUGGAGAGGAUGAUAUAAUGGACGGAGCCGAGGAUAUAGAAUCAAAAUUGCCAGAAAACAAAAUAAUUACGAGACAGAAAUCUUUGCAAUUGUUAAAUGGUACACUUAAUUUUAGGUUGGGUAUGGAAAAUACCUUUAAAAGUUACAUCAAUCAAUAUACUUCAAAUGUCAUAGCUUUAAAUAAGCCACAGCGGAAUGAAGAGAGAGACAAGCGUCGGCAUUUAUCUCAUAAGUUCUCACUCACAACAGCUUCGGAGUUUAAAUGGAUGGGAGUAACAAUGGGAACAGCAGAUAACAUCAUAACAACAUUACGACAAACAUUGCUUUCGUUUGAACAAAAUAUUGCAAAUCCGUUUUUAAAUCCGAAUUGGUGCACAUUAAAGAAACUUUGGACUUCGGCUGUUAUGUGUUGCCGUACUCCAUCAGAUUUUGCAUUAGUUUUGUUGCUGUUCCAAUCAUCCGUAAAGAAUGUUGUGUUUGCCAAUGUAUGGCAUGAACAAUUGGGACACACGUCAUUACGUCGCAUAACCGCAGCAGAACGCGAAGACCGCAAGAAAAUCGAAAAACGUGAAAAGCGAGAACGGGACGAUGAAGAAGAACGCAAUCGGUUAGCUUUUAAUUAUAUCAAGUAUACACUUGGCCUAAAGCAUCAGGUGUGGAAACAGAAGGGAGAGGAAUAUCGUGUUCAUGGACAGUGGGGCUGGAUGUGGCUUUCAUCAAACAGACGAUGUGGACGUGCUCGUCGUUCCGCUAUUCGAGGGCAGGCAAUGUUACCUUUCAAAGUAAACGUACACUAUACCAAUGGUACAGAUGUCGAUGAAAUCGUUACUGUCGAUCCACGUACUUAUAGGUUUAUAAUACAAUGCGAAAAUGAUUCCAUUCAAGGGUACAAUUAUAACUACUUGGAGAACUAUAAAAAUGUUAAAGUGAAUAAAAUCAAUGGCAAAAAUAUAGGUAUAAUCGAUGUCUCAAAAUCUCUUUUGAUGGCUGGUCGACUUUUGUACCCAAAAAUUGCAAAAAAAAGUUGUUUGGAUGAUCUACUGUCACGGCGUAUACGACUCAAAGAGGCAGAAGAACAAAUGGGUGUAAAAAAUGAAGAUUCUGAAACAAAUAAUACAUCAAAUGCUUCGCCUCCCCCAGCUUCUUUGAGCAAUGGUUGUCUGCUAACACGAUCGACAUUUUUGGAAAAGCGUUUGUUGCGCUUAGUGGAGACUUCGAAGACUGGGGUGUCGCAAAAUAGCAGCACAAAUGUUAAUAUAGAUCUUGUCAACUCAUUGGCCAAAAAAAUUCAAAGUGUUCGUUUACAGUUUAGUCAACUUAAUCGUUUCGCCAAACAAUACCGUUGCUACACCAAAGAAUGUAAUACAAAUUCGAAUGCUGUCUCUCAAAUUACACAAAAUACAUGUUAUUCACCAUUAUGUUUGCAAAAGGCUAGAGCUAAGAAAGAAUUGCUACUUUUAUUGCGUAAAGCACAUACAGCUGGAAAUGGUUCUAAGGAAACAGUAGCUGCUAUUUUGGGUGCUGUUAAAAAGCCAUCCAUUCUGGAACAAAAGCUAACUGAGGGAAAAAAGGAUUGUAUAGCAUCAUAUGCAGAUGAUUCAGAAGACUAUAAGUGGUUGGAUGACAUUCCCAAGGAUUUAACGGGUGAUUGGGAGCACGCAAGAAACACAGCAAUUCCAUUCGAUGAUAAACUUUUGAAAGAAUGUUACUUAUCAAAUGAAGAGUGUUCAUUGGCAGAAAGUUUGUUAGAUAGUGCUAUUAAAUCUGAAAUUGAUUCCACAGAUAAUAGCACCAGUGUAUUUGGAGGUGAAGAAAAAAUGGAUUUCAUUGACAACAUUGAUGUUUGCAGUAAUGUUGAAGUCGAAAGUUCAGAAACAACCAAUGAUGGCUCUCUAGCGGCAGCGACAUUGAAUUCAAGUUCAUUAGAGGAAUCAAACGAGCAGCAAAUAUCUAGAAGGAGUAAGAAAAAUUCAAAAACUAGAAAUAAAAAUUACAUUGGCACCAAAGAUGUUCUAGAUCAAACUUUAGCAACCGAUGUCGCACAAAAGAAACAAAAUCGACGGUUUCCAAUACAUCAACGGGUUUCAAAACGUGAAGACAUCGCAAAGUUCGAGAAGGAAUACUUUCCCAACGGAAAAGAACGUAUAUAUUCGGCCACAUCAACACGAACACGUAUAUACCUUGUGUCAGACAUUGCAAAAAUUAAUCCCAACAAAUUGGAAAAGCCAACUGAGACAACGGCCGACAACAAAUCUACUGUCAAAAACAUUCGACCAUAUUCGAAAUUUCCUCUGAUAUCUAGUUUCUUAACACAUAAAACUAAAAAGAGUCUAUUCGUUCUACCUCGUUAUGAACUAAUGCGGAUAGCAAGGGUUGGUGGAAAAAUUCCUGCAAAUGGAUUCCACCAUUUAGCCAAAAAUAAUCCAUUAGUAUGGCCCUAUCAAUGCUCUAGGCCUCUUUUUAAGACAUGCUGGUCAUAUCGAACAUCAAACGUUACAACUCUUUCCGCCAUUGCCCUUCAGCUUCGUAUUCUGUGGUGUUGCCUAAGGUGGGAUGAUAUGAUUGCCAAGCCGCCUUCUGCAGAUGGGAAACAUCAAGUAAAUACGGAAAAUGAAAUUGUUACUUUAGAGUUGUUGAAACAAAGAAACUCUGGAAGAUAUGGCGAAAGAACACAAUAUUUACGCCGUAAGGUUGUUAUCCCAUUAGAACUUCCCAAAACAAUUAGAGAGGUAACGUCAAUACGGUCGGGAUUACGUAAAAGGAAACGCGCUGAAUCUCCUCAACCAACCGAGCCUCAAAUAUUUGAAGAAUGGGUCGAAGAAGAUAAACUUGAGUUGUGGGAAAUCAAAUUAAUUGGUGAGAAAAUUGAGAAAGCGAAACUUACAGCGACCACUCGUUCUAUUACCCAGCAACGUCAAAAUGAUUCUUCGACGUCCGGUGUAAAUGCAAUAGUCAGCAGCUUAAACAAAAAUUUAUCGAGUUCGAAAAAUUCGAAUGAUGAUGUAAAGGAAAAAGUUGAACACCAGAUUAGAAUGCAGCGUAUAGCUGCAAAUCCACAAAAGAAAAUUGGAGAGAUAAAUAAAUCAUCCCCUCAAGCUAAAGGUCAAAUAAUUGGAAGUCGUCGUGUUAUUGUUAAAAAUCCUGAUGGUACUACGAGAAUAAUUCAACAAACUGUAGCAUCGCCAGUACCAAAACAGAGUAUAAAUACAAUUAAUCCCGGAGCAACUUCUACAACAACAUCCACUUCAAAUAGUCUUACACAGCAACCUGUUCAGACAUCUGCGCAGAAUGCGACUCAAACGACAAAUAAUUUAUCUUCAUCUGUUUCUCCGGCCCCUCAGCAACACAAAGUCCAAAUCAUAAGGGGUCCAGACGGUAAAGUAAGUGUACGUGGUCUCAGCCCAGGUCAGCAAUUAAUUCAAAUGCCAGACGGAAAGCUACAUGUUCUCACAACUUCGAACUCAUCAACUUCUGCAUCCUCUAGCUCGUCGGGAGUUCAAACUAUUAUUGGUAGUAAGAAAUUACCGGUGAAAACACCAAUGGCUCAACCAAAUUCACCAGUUGUAAAACAAAUUACAGUGAAACAAAUGUCGAAAAGCUCAACCGGAGUUCAAACAGUACAAAAAAUUGUAACAACUCCUGUCAGGUGUGGGCCAAAAAUCGGAACACAGAUUACAUCACAAAAUCAACAUGUUUCUGUUUCACCAGGAGUACAAAAGGUUGUAUCAAAUAUAGUAUCUAAUACGGCCGCAAAAGUGGUUCCAAAUAAUCAAAAUCUUCAACAACUUAUUGUGCAACCCGGCCAAAAACUUCUGGUAGGACAAAACUCGCAAGGGCAAAAGGUUAUAAUUCAGCCCGCACAACAAUCAACAACAUCAACUGCACUAUCUGGACAACCGUUAACUAGUACUGCACAAGCCAUUCCACAAACAACGAAUCAAAUUAAUGCCAGUCAGCAACAAGUAAUUGUUAAUCAAACAGUCCCAAGUGGAACUCAGGUUAAUUCUGUACAACAACAACAACAGCAGCAGCAGCCUCAGAAGGUUAUACAAACAAUUGUCAAUACCAGCAAUGUUCAGCAACAGAUUGUAGUUGGUGGACAAAGAAUAAUUUUAAGUCCUGGACAAACUAUUUUAACACAAAGAUCGAUUCCUGCACAGAACGCAUCACUGCAAGUAGUUCAGUCUCCAACCACGGGACAAAUAAAUACUCUGCAAAAAACAUCAGCUCCUCAAACCAGUUCAUCGACUGUUCAACAAAAUAUACAGUCAUCGAAGGUUUUAAAGCAGUUUGUAAUACAACCACAGCAGACGCAACAAACUACAAAUUCGAUUGAUGCUCAAAACAAUCUAAAUGUUAUCAAACCGCAACAAAAUAUUACUCAUACUCCAGCAAUCGAUGCAUCAACGCCUCAUACUGCAAAUAAUCAACAACAAAUAAUUGUCCAGAACUCAACAUUAGCUCAACAACUAGCACAGGGCAAAUUACAGGUAGCCACAAUUAAUGGACAACAAGUGAUUAUUAAGCCUUUAGGAAAUAAUCAAGCUCAGAUUGUGGCUCACAUAAAAACUCAAAGUGAUGGUAAUGCUCACAUUGUAACAAACACACCAGUUGAACAACAAACGUCUCCCACAAAAACUACGGCUCCAGUUGCACAAGUCGGCAUUUCUCAAACAAUGCAGGGUACUCCUCAACCCCAACAACACCAGGUUAUUGCACCUCAGCAACAACAAAUACAACAACAAUCUAAUCAACCGAUGUCUAUAGAGGAAAGUUUAUUACAAGGACAACCUCCCGGAACAGUGAUUAAAUGCGUUACUGCUCAAGUAAUUCAAACAGAACAAGGACCACGCAUUGUUUUGCAAGGUCUAGUUGGUAACGAUUUUACUCAACAGCAACUUGCACUUGUACAGCAACAAGUUAAACAACAGCUGUUAAAGGCACAAGAAUCCAGCGGUAAGCAAGGUGUUUUGGGACCAACAAAAAUCUAUUUAGCUGUGCAACCAUCAAACCCAGGUGGUCAGCCGCCACCACUCACACCAGUGCAUCAAACACAACAACAAACAACAUAUGUUACAACUAAGCAACUAAAUACAACAUCAGAUAAACCAAAUACAACAGCACAAAAACAUUUUUCGAAUAGUGGAAUACAUUUUAAAUAUAAUUUAACAAACAAAGGAGCAGAUGGCGAACCAGAAAUUUCUAAACAAAUAAAUGCAUCUUUAACAUCCAGCACAGGCGAUACUACACCUCAAUAUAUUGACUUUUCCUCAGAACAAAAUACCAACAACAACAGCAACUCUACAUUGAAUCACGAUCAUUUGAAUGUUAUUAACAAUGAAAAUUCAACUAUAGUUCAAUUGCCUUCAACAUUAAACGCAGAUAUAAUAGGUGUGCAGAGUAAUGAUUUUGAGAAAAAAUCAUUAAAUAUUAAUAAUAUAAACAAUCACGAAUAUGAAAUGACUUUCGAUACUGAUGCCAGAAAUAAUUCUAAAAUAGAGGAGGACAUAAGUUACAUGAAUCUCUCAAGUGAUUUUAACAAAAGUGAGCUGGCUCAAACACUAGAACGCCAUAAGAUUAUUCUAAAAAGCAACAUAUUAAAAAAGCGAUCCACCCUUGAAAGGAACAUACAAAGUGAAAUAAAAGUUGAGAUGUCUAAAAAGAUAUGGACGACAAAAUUAGAAGAUGACGAUAAUGCUUUCUCACAAAACUCCGCAAACGUCGAAACAAGGAAACAAACUAAACAAACGCAUACAAAAUCGAUUGGAACUGUUACAAAUAUUAACUCUUUGCCAAGGAAUCAAUACAACAAGCCUAAAAAGUUAAAUAAAAAGAAAGAAAAGCUCUAUUGUAUUUGCCGAACUCCAUAUGAUGAUACCAAGUUCUACGUUGGUUGCGAUAUUUGUAGUAACUGGUUUCAUGGGGAUUGUGUAAAUAUUACUGAAGAAGACUCCAAAAAAUUAUCGGAAUUUAUUUGUGCUGAUUGCAAAAAAGCAAGAGAUACACAAGAAUUGUAUUGUUUGUGCAAGCAGCCAUAUGAUGAAUCACAAUUUUAUAUUUGUUGUGAUAAAUGCCAGGACUGGUUCCAUGGUCGUUGUGUUGGUAUUGUCCAAAGUGAGGCAGAAUUCAUUGAUGAAUAUGUGUGCCCAGCUUGCCAAAAAAAUAAUUCCGUUAAUAUGGCUAAUAUGAAAAACUUGAGCGAACAUGAAACCGUUGAAUUGCGAAAACUCAUUAAGCAAAUAAGGUCACACAAGAGUGCAUGGCCAUUUAUGGAACCUGUAGACCCAAAAGAAGCUCCAGACUAUUAUAAAGUUAUAAAAGAACCAAUGGAUUUAAAACAAAUUGAAGAAAACUUGAAUAAGAAUAUAUACUCUAAACUCUCGGAAUUCAUUGGUGAUAUGACGAAAAUAUUCGACAACUGCCGUUAUUAUAAUCCAAAAGAAUCGUCUUUUUAUAAGUGUGCUGAAGCUUUGGAAUCAUAUUUUGUUCAAAAAAUAAAAAAUUUCCGAGAAUGUGUAGUAAGUCAGUCGUAAUAAAGUAUUGUUUAUUUUACUUUACAAAUUUACUAAUUUUGAGCCUCUAAGUAGUAUUUUUAUUAUAAAUAUAUGUGAAAAAUAUAUAUAAAAAAGUUGCAACUACUUCGUUUGCUUAGUAUAGAAAUAUAAUAAAUAGUUAAACUUAAGAUUAUUAUGAAUAGAAUUUUGUACAGUCGUUUUAAGCAGAAUAACCAUUGUUUAUGGUUUUGUAAAUAUGCAUUUUUAUUUGUAAUCUACAUCAUAAGAUUAAAUAAAAAAAAAUAAAAGUGUAAAAUAUAUUUUUAAUAUUGUCAGUUAAGUAUAGAUAUAAUAAAAAAAACAGAUGCGUAUCGCCUAUUGCAAAAUUAAUAUUAUUAUAGUUAAUAAAGGAUUAUUAAGCCGAA